Histoplasma capsulatum G186AR is the source of this 1024-nucleotide messenger RNA. RefSeq lists its product as uncharacterized. Gene Ontology annotation, biological process: attachment of mitotic spindle microtubules to kinetochore; kinetochore assembly; protein localization to kinetochore. The record is from RefSeq and is a predicted model, not a curated record. Lineage: Eukaryota; Fungi; Ascomycota; Eurotiomycetes; Onygenales; Ajellomycetaceae. The transcript is spliced from 3 exons. Gene Ontology annotation, cellular component: kinetochore. Bases 1 to 879 code for a protein of 292 amino acids.
AUGGCUUCCGCCUCUCCCUCGGAAGCGCUGGCCGCGCUCAAGCAAAUAGCGCCCGACACUCACCUCUCAAUUGUCAAAAUCAGCGAACCCAUCUCUACUACAACAGACACAGCCAGUUCAACACAGUCGCCAUCCAAUCGGCGUUCGGACGUAUCAACAGAUGCGUUUUACAAUCCCACGCCCUCGUCAUUAGAAGAGGAUCUAACCCAUUACAAGGAACUUUUCUCGAAACUCCGCUUCUCAUACAUCGAGCAAGUCACGAAGGAAAAAUUUCUGCGCUCUAUUGUCGGUGACCCGCCUCUCGUUGUUGGCCAUCAUGAAAAUAUUGAGCUCGAGGCGGAGUUGGCGAAAGUGAAGGAAGAGCUACAACGGCGGAAGGAAGAAGUUAGACUAAUGAUUGAGGAGAUGGAGAAAAUGGGGAGGGCGCUGGCUACGCGAUAUAAGAAAGUCCAGCUCCAGAUGACACAGUUAUCAGAUCUCCCCGCCUCAAUAGAAGCCCUCGAAACCACGAUAUCUACGCUACGCGAAGCGGCAUCCCAUGGCCCACACGCGUACCAGUCUGGCUCUGCUCUGUCUUCUUCUCAGACACUAUCGUUACCAGCCACUCUUGAACUCAUUGCGGAGCGGGAAGUGGAAUUAGCUGCCCUAGACCGUCAACUGGCCUCGGUCAACUCGUCACUGCCACGGAGUACAAGGGAAGCUGACGCGAUGGAGAGAGAAUUGGCGAGACUGGAAAAGAAGAAGAUUGAGAGUGUGGCACAGGCUAAGGAAGCUCAGAGAAAGAAGCAGGAAGGUGAGAGUGAUGGGCUGGAAGAAAUGGGAAGGUGGUAUAGAGGCGCGGAGAAGGGCUUGAAAGAUUUAGUGGGAGUUGAGGGAUAAGUGUGAAGCAGAAUUUAUUUUAUUUUUGGGUGGUUAUUCUCACAAAGUUUGAAUGGCGUUAUGGGCUGUUAAUUUGAGCAGAGCAACUGCUAAAUUUAUUAAAUCAGGAGUCAUUGAAUUCAUAUUUCACGUUAAAUGGUUGAAA